Sorghum bicolor (sorghum) is the source of this 686-nucleotide messenger RNA. RefSeq lists its product as uncharacterized. The transcript is spliced from 2 exons. Bases 67 to 486 code for a protein of 139 amino acids. The record is from RefSeq and is a predicted model, not a curated record. Gene Ontology annotation, molecular function: zinc ion binding; nucleic acid binding. Lineage: Eukaryota; Viridiplantae; Streptophyta; Magnoliopsida; Poales; Poaceae.
UUUAUCAUUCAUGUGAUUUUUUCCUCUCUGCCUAAGGAGUUUGAGGCUUUUGUUGUGAGCUACAACAUGGCACCUGAGGAAUGGAACUUAGAUAAGCUCAUUGGUCAGUGUGUGCAGGAGGAGGAGAGACUUAAGGACUCACGGGGAGACUCUGCUCUCUUUGUGAGAGAUAAUAAGAAAAAGUUCUAUAAUAAGAAUGCCAAACCACAAGGGAAACCAAAGUGGGAUGGCAGCUCCUCCUCUAGUGCUCAGGCUAAGGCCCCUCAUGGAAAGGCACUUCAGCAACCUCAGCAGGACAACAGGGCCCAGGGUGAUAACAAGCCACAAUACACCAACAAAAAGAAGCCCUGGCUUGACCCUGAUCAGUGCUUGUUCUGUGAGAACAGAGGCCACAUGCAAAAGGAUUGCAUUGGUUUCCUGAAAUUCUGUAAUAGAAAAGGGAUUCCAUACGAGGAGAACCUUGCAAAAAGGAGAAAGAACAAUUAAGGUGGCAAAUGGAGUACAGGCCGACGUCGAAGCCAUUGGCGACUUGUCUUUAGCAUUAUUAGAUGGUUUUGUACUUAGGCUAUCAGAUGUACUUUUUGUUCCCUCUUUGCAUCGCAAUUUAAUAAGUGUUUCUAAAUUAGAUGAUGAUGGAUUGGCAUGCCAUUUUGGAGAUGGCAAAUGUAAGAUACUAUUUCAUAAUA